AUGUAUCGUAUGGCUCAGACGGGAGAACAGUCAGGAACUGACGCUCGGUUGCUGAUGCUGAGGAUGGAGCCGAGUAUCUGCCUUGUCUUGAAGCUGAUGAUGUGCCUAGCAGCAUAUGUUCGUUUAGAUGCACAGGAUUUUACGCUUGCUUCAGAAGCCGUGUGCAGCCUUACGGAAAACGCGGCGGGCUCAAACGCUGGGGGAGAAGUUCGGUCGCUCUUGGCCGAGCCUCGAACCGCUCCUGCGGUGGCGCAGGGCGGGCGGCGUAGUGCCUCAGCGGUCACUUCCAAUGGUUGUAUUAUAUUAAAACGCUUCAGAGAACCAAAGCAUGAAAGACGUCCUUGGAGGAUAUGGUUUUUAGAUACUUCCAAGCAAGCCAUAGGGAUGUUGUUCAUCCACUUCGCAAAUGUGUAUCUGUCAGACCUUACAGAAGAAGACCCUUGUUCGCUGUACCUUAUAAACUUCUUGUUGGAUGCCACAUUAGGAAUGCUGUUAAUCUACGCUGGGAUACGGGCAGUCAGCAGCAUUGUGGAAUGGCAGCAGUGGGAGUCCCUUCGCUUUGGUGAAUAUGGUGACCCACUGCAGUGCAGUGCUUGGGUGGGCCAGUGUGCUCUGUACAUAAUGAUCAUGACGUUUGAGAAAACUGUCAUCAUUAUAGUGCUUCUAAUACCUCAGUGGAAAGAGGUAGCAUUAUUGAAUCCUAUAGAGAAUCCCCAGUUGGAGCUGGCUAUCGUCAUGCUGAUAGUUCCCUUCUUUGUUAAUGCAUUAAUGUUCUGGGUAGUAGAUAACUUUCUUAUGAAGAAAGGGAAGACAAAAGCUAAACUUGAAGAAAAGGAAGCAGGACAAGAUUCAAGAAAUGGAAGUAAAGUCCGAUACAGAAGAGCAGCAUCGCAUGAAGAAUCGGAGUCAGAAAUCCUCAUUUCGGCAGACGACGAGAUGGAGGAAUCGGACGCUGAAGAGGACCUACGCAGAUUGACCAACUUAAAGCCCAUUAAGAAAAAGAAGCAUCGUUUCGGUCUGCCUGUAUGACGCAUUCCCCGACCUGUGUAUUUGCAGGCGUCGUGGCGAAAACUUCUCAGUCAGUGGGUUUUAAUGUUGCAAUUGCAUCUCCCUUUUCAUACAGACUGACUCAAAAACAAGGUCUCCCAACAGAAUGCAAACAGUUGGAAGAUUUCCAGUUCAGUUGCACUACAGACACACUGACCGGUUAUGCAAGAAUGUCUUUUCAUCAUGGGUGAAAACACAGUGUUGCUAAGGACUAGUCACUAACGUGAUUUGUAUCUGACCUUUCGGGGAAGAUCAAAGAAAACAGCUACAGGAAUCUUUCAUGUAUGGUUUCUGAAUGAUACAGUUUAAGAUGUUCUCAAAAAGGCAUCAGAAUCAACUAAGUUAAAGGAGUAUGUUUUGCUACUAAAACUGGCUUUUGCAGCAUAAUUCCUAGAGCAGAAUAGUUUAUGGUUACAAGCUGUAACUUAAUGUUAUUUUUUUAAGUACAAAAUGUUUACUUGCUACAAGGUACCUAUGGAACUAAUAGGUGGAACAAAGAUUUUUUUCCAGGUCUCCUCAAACCUAUUUGACUAUUUUAUAUUUAAGUUAUAUUUUCAUACAGUUGUAUUUAAAGAUUCUCUUUGUCGGAGAAAAGGGUGCAGUUACCUUUUUUGUGCAGGAAAGGGCGAAAGAUUUGUCGUGAGAAUCUUAUUUAUCCUUGUCUCCUGGUUUAAGACAAAGGGAUUGCAAAGGGAAAGGCUCUCUGUCACUGCUGAAGUCACCAAAUAUCACUAAAAAUGCAGUCCUGCGUGUGCUUUUGAACACAUAAUUUAAAAAUACCUUUUUUAAUAGGAGGUGUUAUUUGCAUAUUUGACAAACAUGCACUUUAGUGUAUAACAAAGCAUCUGCUGUGAUAUAGGUUGCUUAUUUGUGAAAUGAAUAUCUAGGGAUGGCUUCAGUUACUUAUGUUGCUGAAGAACCUGCACGUCUCUCGUGCUUACCUCUCAAACGAUCCAGAAGAGAUGGAACGUUUCUUCUGCUUUUCGUUAGGUAGGGCCUGCCAUACAGGACCUUGAUCUGAUUGGAGCAGUUGUGCUACGAUAUUGCAAAUAAUUCUGUCCCUGCUUGUUUUUUGUUGAAACAGCAGUCUUCUAUUCAGUAUGUGCUUUUUUUUUUUAACCCCCCUCCAGAAAAACUGUAUUUCUCAUGUUGAGUUUCCUUAAAAGUCUGAUUAACCCGUAGCGUAAAAAAACUGAGAGGUAUAAUACAGUUGUUACUUUGUCUGCUGCAGAAUUUCUGCAGCUUUCAGUGUCUUUGUCUGAUAGUUGAAAACGUGCUGAUCUUAAACCUUGCAGGCAUGUUUUCGGUGACAUCCUUUUGCGUGUUUUCUAAACGGCAGUUACUCUUUCUGACAGCUUUCCUCGCUUAGUAAAACCUUGUGUAGGACAAGGCAACGUGUCAAAGAGGUGACAACAGAAAUUAAUUGCAAGUCUGUUGUAGUAUCCGGACAUCGGAAAUGUUCCAAGCCUUAAACCAAACAGUUUCCUGAGAAAACUGCUCAGAACUUUUUAAGAUUUUUUACAUUUUUUUAUAGAUUUACUAGGUCUUAACGUGGUAUGUUAUCCAGGCCACUUGAAUGGGGUUCUUGGGCCUUAGUAAAUAGUGAACUGCGCGCUCCCUUGCUUGUUGUCACUGUUCCGGCACUCCUUUUCACCGCGCGGCCGCCCAGGGGAACGUAGCGCUCGGAGACUUCGGGUACGCCUCGGUGCGUCCAGCUGACUGAACGGGACGUUUUACCAAACCUGACCUUUGAGAGUUGAGUUGAGCCACUGACCUCUGUUACUGUGCACUGAAACGUCAUAACUGCAAUAAGCUUAAAUACUAGCGUUUCUUUUAGACUGAAUCGACAAACUAACGACAGUGGAUGCUUAACUGAGGUAUUCUGAAAUGGGGGGGAUGGCGGCAGGGGAGUGGGGAAAUGUCCCCAAUCAGUGUUGCCUUUGUUUUAGUCAUUUUGUGGGGUUUUUUUCUUUUUUCAUUGAUUGUGUGACUUGCAUCUUCAGUAUUUACCAUUGGGCAGGCUCAUAUCUCCGAAAGCACAGUACUUCAAGGAAUUCAUCUUCAUUGACAGACUAGUCUCAUACAGCUCACCGUUCCAAAGGGAUUGAAGGGACUUGCUCUUGUCACAAAUGGCAGUGUCUAGUUUUUUCUUUUUCUUUCUUCCUCCCACCCCCAGCACAGGAUUUGUUCUAUUUCAGAGAGUGAAGUCCAACUCGCGCGUGCCGCACGCCACGGCACAGCCGCUGCUGUCCGCGUCAGCCACCCAGAGGUAACUGAGCAGCGCGCACAAAUUUAACUGCACAAGCUUUCCUUUUAUCUUCCUUUUCCCUCCUCUUCUCCAGUUACUUAGAUUGUGAAAAUGAUUUCUAUUUCUAGUCUCAUGUUUGGUCUGUGAAACGUCAGUGUAAAAUUAUGGCCUUAAUCGUGUAACAUGUUUGUUUUGAGCAGACCUCAAACCUAUUGACCAAGUACAAAAGUGUAUAGAGCACUAAGGAGCAGUUUCUUGAAGAUGGUUAUAGCGAAGGUGUAAGAAUGGCUAAUUUUUCCUGUCUUAAGUGCUUAAAUAUCACUUGAUUUCAGAUUUGAAUAAGCCUAGCAAGAUGACAUAUACAAGCAGUAUGAGCCAAAAAGACAGAAGUAUUCUAAAUACCACAGUAAUAACAGGAGGAGCAUAUCCCCGCAGGGGAGAAAACAACUCUCUCUUCUAGGACAAACACUUUAUUUUCAGCUUUAACCAAAUAACAAAAGCUGUUGGGGUUUGUUUUUUUUUUUUCCCCUAUUCAGUUUUUUUUCUUAUGUGAAAAAGACGUGGAAAAUGUAAAAUUGGCAGCUUGCCUCUUUGGAACGUCAAAAUCCGACGUGGGGUGAAUGUCGGAACCGCUGCAGGAGGUACAAGGUUGCCCGCUUUUGUCUGAAGCGCUUGUAUGUCGGAGAAGGAAACGUGUGCCUAGUGCUUUACUAUGUCUUACUGCUCAGUGAAAGAUAUUGGCAGUGCAGUCUGAAAUAAAUUUUUUCAUGAGGAGUUGAUCUGGUAAUAAUAUUACGACAUGGUGACGUGUGUGUUAUCCUCACGUUGGCGCUCGAAGUUAACGGCUGGCAAAAGUGCUUCAAGACAACUCCAUUGCAAAGGUUUAAUUCAGGCUGUGCUUAAAAAGUGAUUCAGUCGUUUAAUGAAAACAAGCUACGUUGUGUACCCCAAAGUAAGAGAAAGGGAUUGUAACGUACCGAAGAGAUACAGAAAUAUUGGUGGAGAUCGAGUUUUCCAUGAAUGGUCAACCUACAUGUUUUAACUGGUUCUGGUAUCUGGCCUGUGGCACAUCUGCAUAAAUUUGAAGACACCAGUGUUGUCUAAUAUGUGGUUUUCGAGUUUCAGCUUUAAUUCGUUCAGGUCCCCUUGUCUGUCUUUACGUAGGUGAAAUGCUGUAUAUUA
This is a messenger RNA of Struthio camelus australis, 4477 nucleotides long. The record is from RefSeq and is a predicted model, not a curated record. NCBI's taxonomy places the organism in Eukaryota, Metazoa, Chordata, Aves, Struthioniformes, Struthionidae.